UAGUAUUUGUUGUGACCUGUCUCUAACACACAAAUAUGAGGCUGGUCUUUAGUUUUUCCUAUGUAAAUAAGGUUUUCUGACCCACUACUCUUUACUCCAAAAAAUAAACAUGCUCAGACCACGGUUUUUGCCUCCAGAUGAUCGUACUGUUCGUGACAGUGAGAGGAAAGCUGCCAAGCUGCAUUUUAGUCAGUUGGGGAACAGUGAAAAUUUCCUCUUAGAGGUGGAAAAAAGCUCUAGGGAGAAGACAAUUAAAAACUGUGUGACAGAUGAGGGCUCUGCAUCAAAAGUCAAUACUGAUGUUGACACAAGAAUUGAAACAGACUCAAACAAAGGACUUUUUAUUCCCUUUCCCAACCGGGAAAUAAAGGAUUCCCUAACCAGCACUCCUGCAACCCAGGGCAAUGGUAUACCAGGUCAGAAAUCAGACACUUUCCCACUGGGGCCACAGAUGCAGGAAGUGACAAGAAGGGAGAUGCCAAGUGACAGCCACCAGAAUGAUGAAUUCAGACACUACUCGCCUCAUCAGUCUACAGUCCAAUCCCCAGAGAAGAUGACUAGAGAUGGGUACCGAAUAUCUUUUUUGGACAAUAAAUCUUCAAGUUCUUCUCCAGAAAAGGACUUGACAACAAAACCUGAUACUUAUCAGCUUUCUCAUGAUGCCUCAUUGGGUAAACGCCUGGAUGUGGGUGAUUCUAGCCAGAUCCAUCCCUAUCAGAUACCUUCUGAUGUUGGUCUGGAAAAUUAUGAUGGUCAUUAUUCUCAAACUCGACCCCUGCAUGGAAGUCUUGGUAAAAGGCCUCAGAGAAACAGGAACUACCGAGAAUAUAGCACAAAGCUUCCAAAUGACAUAAAGGCCACCGUAUCCCAUUCCUGUGGAGAUUUACUGACUUCUCUGUCAAACCCUGACUCCAGCACCGAAAGACUUUUGAAGCUUAGUUCAGAGCUAUAUGCCACCACCCAUUUCAACAGUGACCCUGCUUUGCUGGUCAAUGUAGAGCAACAGUUAUCCAGCAACCUCAGUGAUUUAACACCAGCACAUGGCUCUUUCCCAAACAACUCGGCCCUGGGAAACUCUCUGCGAAUGUUGCUGUUACCUCCUGGGACUUCAGAAGACCGAGAGAUUCUGACCAAGAGGUCAUUAAGCCCAUCCAAGAGAGGAUUCAAACGGAAGGACAAUAUCCUUGUCAACCUGAGUGCAAAGCAUGGUUUCCGUGAUGCUACAGGCAGUGAGCCUCUCUCUAGUGACCUGGGCAGUUUGCAUGGUUUGCCAGGAAACCACAGUCCCCCGAUCUCUGACAGAACCCCCCAUGUGGCCACUGUCCUCAGACAGCUCCUGGAGCUUGUGGAUAAGCACUGGAGUGGCUCUGGCUCCCUCCUCCUCAACAAGAAGUUUCUCGGUCCUGCUCGAGAUCUGCUUCUGUCUUUGGUAGUCCCAGCUCCCCCUCCUCAACAGUGGUGUUGCUCACAUCCUGAAGACCCAUCCUCAAAAGCCUUCCACAGGAGGGACAAUGAACUGAAGGAGGCUGGGCUACUCGUCCCUAAUGAUAUGGAAAGUUUGAAGCAAAAACUGGUCAGAGUGCUAGAGGAAAACCUCAUUCUGACAGAAAAAAUUCAGCAGUUGGAGGAAGGUGCUGCCACUUCAAUUGUGAGUGGACACCAGUCUCAUACUUAUGAUGAUCUUGUGCGCAAAAACCAACAGUUGACUAUGCAAGUGGCUUGCUUGAACCAGGAGCUUGCCCAACUGAAAAAGCUGGAGGAGACCGUUGCCCUUCUUCAUGAAAGUCAGAGGGUUAACUUCUUUGGGGUCAGCUAACUUUCUUCACUAUACCCCCUAAAAUCAGUCAUCUGGCUCCUCUGGAAAAUGCCUUCCUGCUAUUGGUCACAAAAGAUGCAUCAAGAGCACUCAGUAGAGAGUGAUAGGGAAAGAAUCCAAAGUAUGUGUCUUCUUCAGAAGCACUCAAAAGAGUCAGCAUCUUCACAGAAGAGUACCCUUGGAUGCAGACCAAGAAACACCUGAGAAGACCUCAAGGCCACUGCCUUGGCAGCUCUAGGGAAGCCCUUGAAGUCUUUAUUUACCAGUCUACCUCUACUAGGACUUUGAAUGACAUUUAAAUACAAGCACCCCACUCCCAAAUCUUCAGCUCCAAGCUUUAUCACUCUUUUGUUGAAAUAGCUUCAUAUCCAGAGGAUUAACCCCCCACUUCUGGGUGGAUUUUUUUCAUUAUAUGCAUUUAUAUGUGGGUUGGAAACCAAGAAUAUGCAUUUCCAGUAAGUUUUCAGGUGAUACUGUUGCUGCUGAUCUGAGAACUACAUUUUGAGAGCAUAGGGUAUCUCAUUUGGGUAUGUAUAGUCAAAAUAGUGUAUUUUAAAUUAACUUGAAACAAUUUUUCUGUGUAUUGGUCCCAUUAACUCAGUGUACAAGUUCACUUAUUUCAUUUUGGUUUUGAUUCUUAGGGAUUUUUUUUAUUUAAUCUUAUUUGCAUAAUUAUGUAAAAUAUUUCUAUGUGGCCCCAAAAAUCAAAUAUAAAAUAAUAUAAAUUCAGAAAAAUCUAGACACUUUUUUCUGUCUCCUCUAUCCUUUCCUUUCCUCCCACUGGCAUUUUAUUGUGGAUGGUAGCAUUUGUAUUCCCCCUUAAUUAUAUAAAAAGAAGCAUAAUAUUGCUUUAACAUUUUUAUCUUAGAAAUAAGUUCACAUUAGUCUAUGGAGCUCGUUUUCAUUCCUUUGUAUAGCUGCAUAGUACUCUAGUGUGUGGUUGUAGUUUAUUUGACUGUCAUCUAGUAAUGUCUGUGGAUAUUUUGGUUAGCCAUGUUUGGCUGUUAAAAAAUGGUACCAUCGGGGCUGGAGGUAUGGAUCAGUGGUGGAAUGUGUACUUAGUUAUUUGAGGCCCUGUGUUCAACUCCCAGCACCAAAAAUAAAAACAAACAAAAUAGUACUAUAAUGAACAGCUUUGUGUAUAUACCUUUUUUUUUCUUUGCCAGUGUGUGGAUGACUUUCAACAUUACUUGAUAAUACAGGGUUCAGAAAUACAGGAUGGCAUCAUUGUUGGUUGCAGAGGCAGGACAGAAUAGAAAAAGAAGUUAUGAUUUGGAGAGUGCGUAGAAAUUGAGGCCUGAUCAGGAGCCAGUGUCCUACUUACCUCAUCAGGAAAGUUGUUUUGAAAACAGUAUAACAGACACUCUAUAAAAUGUGAAAUAUAUUAUUGCUUUAAUCAGUCUGGAACACAAUCAGAAUUGUAAUGAAGAAACUGUACAUUUGCUUUUAAAAUAACCCACUUACAAAUUUGACGAUUCUGUUGAAAGAUGAUACUUCAUUUUACAUUUAUCUUUAGCACACAUUUCAGACCCAAAUGGCAUCUACUUUGCUUUUGUGAUUUCAUGACUGUCUUUCCCCC
Messenger RNA from Marmota monax (woodchuck), 3395 nucleotides. RefSeq names its product leucine rich repeat containing 36 (gene Lrrc36). Bases 110 to 1816 code for a protein of 568 amino acids. The transcript is spliced from 11 exons. The record is from RefSeq and is a predicted model, not a curated record. NCBI's taxonomy places the organism in Eukaryota, Metazoa, Chordata, Mammalia, Rodentia, Sciuridae.